AUGAAGUUCAAGUUCAAAGAUCAUCAUACCUUUGAUCAAAGACACGCGAAUUCUACCAAAAUAAAGAAGACGUAUCCCAACAGAAUUCCGGUUGUGGUUGAACGGCAUCCAAAUUCACAGGUUACGGAUAUCGACAAGCACAAAUUUCUCGUACCGGAUGACAUCACGGUCGCACAAUUCCUGCGGAUUAUUCGGAAGCGGAUUUCACUAUCCAAAGAGAAAGCCCUUUUCUUGUUUGUCGACAAUACAAUACCUCAACCCAGCUACACUAUCGGACAGUUGUAUGCCGAAUGUCGAGACGAUGAUGGAUUUCUGUACGCUCACUACAGUGGAGAAAAUUCCUUCGGAUGA
Molecule: messenger RNA, 351 nt
Organism: Echinostoma caproni
Lineage: Eukaryota; Metazoa; Platyhelminthes; Trematoda; Plagiorchiida; Echinostomatidae
Source: the annotation of a GenBank genome assembly